AUCCGCGUGAAUUUGUUUACUCUAGUUUAGCAUCUCGACGCGGCAUCAUCCGGAACCAUGCGCAUCAUAGUGUUGAGUUUGUUGGUGGGUGUAUCUCAAGGAUAUGUUACAGGAUAUCCUAGCUAUGGAUAUGGCUUGGGCUCAAAUAGCCUGCUUGGGUACGGAUAUCAUCCAUACCAAACCAACCCCCAGGUUUAUUCAAGCAUCCAACCAAACCUAGACCAUCCAACCCUAUCCUAUUCAAACCUGGAGCAUCCAACCCUAACCCAACAUAGCAACACUAUAGUAAAUGCUCAACAACACUUCACUCCACAAUUGGCUCCAAAGUAUGAACCUGCUCCAAUAUUUCAAUCUGUUCCUGCUCUCCCUGCUCCAGUUUCCGCGCCCGCGGUUCCUGAGCAUGUUGAACUCCACCACAGUGUACAACACCUGGAAGAACCUUUGCACCUAGAUCAUCAAGAACAUGUUCACUAUGAAGAACCCUUGAAUGUUGAGGUGACAGAUGGAGCAGAAUCUGUUCAAUUUCAUGCCCAGGACGAGUUUGGAAACUCUGAGUAUGGAUAUAGAAAUGUAAACUCCGCCAAACAUGAAGUAUCGUCCAACGGAAUAGUCCGAGGAUCCUACUCCUACCUGGACGAUUCCGGCCAUCAUACAGUUAACUAUGUGGCCGACGACUGGGGUUUCAGACUUGUGUAAGUGAAGACUAAAGAGCAAGAUGACACAACUUCCCAGAGUAUAUCUUGUAUUUGAUCAAUUUUAGCAUGUGAUGAGAUGAACAUUAGACAGAGUACUUAUAUCAAUAAAAAACUAUGAUAGA
Messenger RNA from Eurytemora carolleeae, 817 nucleotides. RefSeq lists its product as uncharacterized. NCBI's taxonomy places the organism in Eukaryota, Metazoa, Arthropoda, Copepoda, Calanoida, Temoridae. The record is from RefSeq and is a predicted model, not a curated record. The coding region runs from base 58 to 696 and encodes 212 amino acids. The transcript has 6 exons.